AUUAUUUAAAGGUGAUCCAUUAUUAGUCGGGAUGGAUCUCACCAUUGCAAGUUUCGAUGCGAUCUCAGAAGUCAAUAUGGAUUAUACGAUAACGAUGUACUUAAAUCAAUACUGGAAGGACGAGAGACUCGCUUUUUCGCAUGAGGACGAAGUCUUGACGUUAAGCGGUGAUUUCGCGGAAAAGAUUUGGGUCCCGGAUACGUUUUUCGCAAACGAUAAAAACAGCUUUCUGCAUGACGUCACCGAGCGCAACAAACUCGUCAGAUUAUCGGGUGACGGUUCGGUCACAUACGGCAUGAGAUUCACAACAACGUUAGCCUGCAUGAUGGAUCUGCAUUAUUAUCCUCUCGAUUCACAGAAUUGCACCGUCGAAAUCGAGAGUUAUGGCUAUACAGUUCUCGACGUAGUAAUGUACUGGAAAGAAACUCCCGUUCGCGGAGUCGAGGAAGCGGAAUUGCCACAAUUUACGAUAAUCGGCUACGAGACCAACGAUCGAAAGGAGAAGUUGGCAACAGGCAUCUAUCAGAGACUCUCGCUGAGCUUUAAAUUACAAAGGAACAUCGGUUAUUUCGUUUUUCAGACAUACCUGCCGAGUAUACUGAUCGUGAUGCUUAGCUGGGUCAGCUUCUGGAUCAAUCAUGAAGCUACUAGCGCAAGAGUAGCUCUCGGUAUUACGACUGUGUUAACAAUGACAACUAUAUCAACGGGUGUUAGAAGCUCACUGCCACGGAUUAGUUACGUGAAAGCCAUCGAUAUUUACUUGGUAAUGUGCUUCGUUUUCGUAUUUGCGGCUCUGUUGGAAUACGCAGCGGUCAAUUAUACAUAUUGGGGGGCCAGAGCAAAAAAAAAGACCAAGAAGAAAGAGACCGACGAGAAGAAAGUGCUCUCUUCUAAAAUCGGAAGCAAAGCCAGUUCGCCUUUUCCUGAUUCUACGAACGCGGAUAUCAUAGAGCUUCAGGAUCUCAGAAUGUCACCUCUGCCAAGCAUUAGAAAUAGGUCAGGCCUAGUCAGCGCUUCAUCGACGCCGGGAACUGGAAAGGAUCAUGACCCGGCCAAGUUUCCGCCGAGCUUUCGUAUUUCCAGGGUCGCAGCUUACAACACGCACACUCGAAAUAGCGGUCUUAGGUACAGGGGCCCGAGACCGCACAAACCAAAGGUAUUACACGCUCUACGUAGAGGAGCUUCCGUGUUGCGCGUAUCGAUGCCGAAGAUCAAGGAUGUGAAUAUGAUAGAUAAGUAUUCGCGAAUUAUUUUCCCAGUCAGUUUCAUGCUAUUCAAUGCCGUGUACUGGAUCUUCUAUUUUUUCUGAACGGCAAAUGUGUGGAUAUUAAAUCGAAUUCGACCACAUCUGUGUCAAAAAAGGACCAAUCGAUUCGAGUGGAUUCUUUCAAGUUUUCGAGCACGUCAAACGUCGAGCGAUGUGUAAUAUUUUUCGCGAGAAUAAAAAGAACCACCGAAUAUACAAACAGGUGAUGAAAGUACUGAAUCGAAAGUACUGCCAUGAAACACACUUAUUCGAUAAAAAUAAAACGUAUUUGCGAGAGACUUGUGUGUGUAUCAACAGCGUUUACGAGAUUUUUGUUAAUUAGAAAGCGUACAAUAUAGCGAGAUAAGCGAUACGGACGAGCGACAAUAUGUUCCUAAUGAAGCGUGAUAGCUAUGUCAUGUGCACGAUAUGAAAAAAACGUCAAUGAAUAAUAAUUUGGUAAUGAACGAGAAAAGUCGCAAUGAGAUCCAAAGAUAAAAUGCGUUAGAAUAAGAUAUUUGCGCCCGUGAUGAUAAAAGUGGUCUAAGUCAUAUCUUUUAUUUUAAAGAUAAAUAUAGGCUUUCUGUUUAUAUGUGUGCGUUUAUAUGUAUUUCUUUU
Molecule: messenger RNA, 1864 nt
Organism: Formica exsecta
Lineage: Eukaryota; Metazoa; Arthropoda; Insecta; Hymenoptera; Formicidae
Product: gamma-aminobutyric acid receptor subunit beta-like
Exons: 7
Coding region: 32-1309 (425 amino acids)
Biological process (GO): monoatomic ion transmembrane transport; nervous system process; chemical synaptic transmission
Cellular component (GO): GABA-A receptor complex; membrane; neuron projection
Molecular function (GO): neurotransmitter receptor activity; GABA-A receptor activity; extracellular ligand-gated monoatomic ion channel activity
Source: RefSeq, a predicted model, not a curated record